AUGCGAGCCCCCAGGCCCGACCCGAGAGAGACUGAGAGCCCCGGCGCGCCCCAGGGAGACCUGGAAGACCCGCGCAGAGCAACCCAGGGCGACCGCGCGCCCCGCGCGAGCCCCCCGGGGCAAGCCCUGAGCGACCCCGCGCGCGCCCUGCGCGCCCCCGAGCGCGCCACCCGGGCGCCCUGCAGCGCCCCCCCAGGCGCGACCCCCGGGAGCCCUGCGCGCAACCCGCGAGGAGCCCCAACAGGAGAACUGCGAGCCCCCGGGACCCCCGGGCGCCCUGUCGGAGCCCCCCCGCGCCCCGCCCCAGGUCAACUGAGCGCCACCGCGAGCGCACCCCGGGAGAACCUGCGAGAACCCCGCGCGGAGAGAACCGAAACCCAAGGAGAACUGACGAGCACCCGCAGAGCCCCCACGGCUAGCCCGCGCGCCCCCGCGCGAGACACCCAAGGGGCACACUCGCGACCCCGCGAGGGAACCCUGGGAGCACUGCGCGCCAUCCCGGAGCGAACCCCGGGAGAAAACUGCGCGCACACCGAGAGGCAAACCACGGGAGAAUGCGAGGAAACAGGCGAGCACCCCGGGAGCACUAAGGCCCGCGAGAGAACCCCGGGGAGAACUGCGCGCCCCCGCGUCGCGCACCCGCGCACUGGACGAGAAACGCGAGGGAACCCCCGGCGCCGCGCGAACCCGAGAGCGAACAAGGGAGCGCCCGCGCGGCCCCCCGCGCGCACCACCCUGCGAGCAACCGCGCGAGAACACAGGGGGACUUGCAGAGGCACACCGAGAGGGAACCCACAGGGCGACUGCGCGACACCGAGAGCACACAAGGACACCCUUGCGGCGACCCCCGCGCGAGACAACCCCGGAGAACUGAGCGACCCCCAGGGAGGACCCCGGGCGCAAGGCGGCGCCCCGCGAGGGACGGUACCCCCGGGCGGCCCUGUCGCGCAACCGCGCGGCCCCCCCGGGCGAACUUGA
Messenger RNA from Penaeus monodon (black tiger shrimp), 978 nucleotides. Its product is annotated as translation initiation factor IF-2-like. The transcript is spliced from 2 exons. The record is from RefSeq and is a predicted model, not a curated record. Bases 1 to 978 code for a protein of 325 amino acids. Lineage: Eukaryota; Metazoa; Arthropoda; Malacostraca; Decapoda; Penaeidae.